Molecule: messenger RNA, 3249 nt
Organism: Anastrepha ludens (Mexican fruit fly)
Lineage: Eukaryota; Metazoa; Arthropoda; Insecta; Diptera; Tephritidae
Gene: Lon
Product: lon protease homolog, mitochondrial
Exons: 11
Coding region: 132-3056 (974 amino acids)
Biological process (GO): protein catabolic process; protein quality control for misfolded or incompletely synthesized proteins; chaperone-mediated protein complex assembly
Cellular component (GO): mitochondrial matrix
Molecular function (GO): ATP hydrolysis activity; ATP binding; serine-type endopeptidase activity
Source: RefSeq, a predicted model, not a curated record
UGACACUUCACGCUGACAGAUGAUAAUAAAAUUCAGUACUGUCUAAAAGAAAUAUCGUUUUCGUCUCGGGAUAUAUUUUUAUAUUUUCGGGUGUAAUUUAUAUGAAAGUUUUGUAAAAUUGUACUAGUAAAAUGCUAUCUUCUCUACUGCGACAACGCACAAUCACUCUUAGGGUCGGUAACCUAGUGACACAAAAGCGGCGUGCAACACAAUAUUUGACUUAUUCAAAUCUGCGUUAUGGAGUGCUGCAGCAACGCUUCGACGCUAGCAGUGUGUCCCUUGUACCGCGAGCAAUCUCCAUAAACUCACGUAACUACUGCACUAAUCACAAAAAAGAUGAAGAGGAAGAUUUGGAAGUUGAGUCGGCAGAAUACGUGGUGAAUAAGGAUCCGCAGUUGCCGGCGACAGUGGCGGUGCCGGAAGUGUGGCCGCAUUUACCGCUGCUGGCGACACGACGUAAUCCAGUUUUUCCGCGUUUUAUGAAAAUUUUAGAGGUUUCAAAUCCGUUGGUAAUUGAUUUAAUACGGCGCAAGGUCAAGUUGAAUCAACCGUAUGUGGGUGUAUUUAUGAAGAAGGACAAUGAGAAUGAAUCGGAAACUGUCGAAAAACUUGACGAUGUAUACAAUGUGGGUACAUUUGCGCAAAUACAAGAACUUCAAGAUUUGGGCGAUAAGCUGCGCAUGGUGGUUGUGGCACAUAGACGCGUUAAAAUAACUGGGCAAAUUUUAGAGGACCUGGUCCCAACGACGAAAGAGAAGAAGACGACAAUACAUUUUCCACUCUUUAAUGUAAAAUUGAACAUCCCAGCUGAAGAACAACCAAACGAUUUGGAACGACGUAAAUUAGCACGAAAAAUUCGCUCUGGCCGCUUGUCCAAACGCGACGUAAAUCAAGGCGCCAAAGUGCCUGCUGAGAAAUCAGAAGAAGUAACACCAACAACAACUACAAAUGCUGUACCCCCUGCAACAGGCACAACCCAAGUGCCACCAACAACUGGUAACAUUCCCCAACCUGUGCUUAUGGUGGAAGUGGAAAAUGUUAAGCAUGAACAGUACAAGCAAACCGAAGAGGUUAAAGCACUCACACAAGAAGUGAUAAAAACUAUUAGGGAUAUUAUAACAAUGAAUCCGUUGUACAGGGAAAGUUUGCAGCAAAUGUUGCAUCAAAAUCAGCGUGUGGUCGAUAAUCCAGUUUAUCUGUGUGAUUUAGGUGCAUCACUCUCCGCUGCUGAGCCAGAGGAGCUUCAAAAGAUCAUGGAAGAAAUGGAGAUACCGAAGCGUUUAUUGCUUGCUUUAGCUUUACUGAAAAAAGAGUUGGAGCUUUCGAAGUUACAGCAGAAAAUUGGGCGCGAGGUUGAGGAGAAGGUAAAGCAACAGCAUCGCAAAUAUAUACUCCAAGAACAGCUUAAAGUGAUUAAGAAAGAACUGGGUAUAGAAAAAGACGACAAGGAUGCGAUUGGCGAAAAAUACCGCGAAAAGUUGAAAGACAAAACUGUGCCCGAAAAUGUAAUGGCUGUCAUUGAUGAAGAAUUGAAUAAGCUGAAUUUCUUGGAGAGCCAUAGUUCAGAAUUCAAUGUUACACGCAACUACUUAGACUGGCUAACUUCACUGCCGUGGGGCGUUACGAGCACGGAAAACUUGAGCUUAGAACAAGCACAGGAAAUCUUGGAUCAUGACCAUUAUGGUAUGGAGGAUAUCAAGAAACGUAUUUUGGAAUUUAUUGCUGUAAGUCACUUGAAGGGCAGCACUCAGGGCAAAAUUCUUUGCUUCCAUGGGCCACCGGGUGUGGGCAAAACCAGUAUAGCGCGCUCCAUUGCACGCGCCUUAAAUCGGGAAUAUUUUCGGUUCAGUGUUGGUGGUAUGACCGACGUUGCUGAAAUCAAAGGACAUCGACGUACGUAUGUAGGCGCUAUGCCCGGCAAACUUAUACAAUGCCUCAAGAAAACUAAGACUGAGAAUCCGUUGGUGCUAAUCGAUGAAGUGGAUAAAAUUGGCAAAGGCUACCAAGGUGAUCCCAGUUCGGCAUUGCUUGAGCUCCUCGACCCCGAGCAAAACGCCAAUUUCCUCGAUCACUACCUCGAUGUGCCCGUGGAUUUAUCGCACGUACUCUUCAUUUGCACAGCAAACGUUAUUGAUACCAUUCCCGAGCCUUUGCGUGAUCGCAUGGAACUGAUCGAGAUGUCCGGCUACGUCGCCGAGGAAAAAGUGGCCAUCGCACGCCAAUAUUUGAUACCACAGGCAAUGCGUGAUUGUGGCAUCACCGGCGAUCACAUAACCAUUAACGAUGAUGCAUUGACGACGCUCAUUAAAAGCUAUUGUCGUGAAUCGGGUGUGCGAAAUCUGCAAAAACACAUUGAAAAGAUUGUACGCAAAGUAGCCUAUCGCUUUGUGAAAAAAGAAGGUAACUAUUUCACGAUCGCGGCCGACAAUCUAACAACGUUCCUGGGCAAACAUAUUUUCUCCUCCGACCGCAUGUACGAAUCUACACCACCCGGCGUGGUUAUGGGUCUGGCGUGGACCGCUAUGGGCGGUUCGUCGUUGUAUAUUGAAACGGCUGCUCGUAAAACUGGCAAGCUCACAAAGGACGAUGAUGUCAGUGGUUCAAUACACCUGACGGGCAAUCUCGGCACUGUUAUGAAGGAAUCUGCACAAAUUGCAUUGACUGUGGCACGCAAUUACCUGCGCGAUAUAAAAGCAGAUAAUACCUUCCUGGAGAAGGGACACAUUCACCUGCACGUACCUGAGGGUGCCACACCCAAAGACGGCCCCAGUGCUGGUGUGACCAUUGUGACGGCGCUGAUAUCAUUGGCAACGGAUCGCCCAGUACGCCAAAAUCUGGCUAUGACUGGUGAGGUGUCCCUCAAAGGCAGAGUAUUGCCCGUUGGCGGUAUUAAAGAGAAAACAAUCGCUGCGAAGCGCUCGGGUGUCACCUGCAUAAUAUUACCCGAAGAAAAUAAAAAAGAUUUCGCUGAAUUACCCUCCUACAUUACCGAUGGCAUUGAAGUGCACUUUGCUACCAACUACGAGGAUGUGUAUAAAAUCGCUUUUCCAAAUUAGUCCAACCUGAAAGUGUUCUAAGAAACAAAACUUAGCACCCGAAUGUAACUUAUCGUAAUGCUAAGCAUUACAUGGAUUCACUACUACUUAUAUAAUUAAAUUGUAAUCAUUAAAAAAUCUGUAAUAUGGUUAUAGGUUAUUAGUAUUAAACAAAUUUGUAUUUAAUAAACCGUUUCUGAAACGUGCAAAUUAA